This is a messenger RNA of Coregonus sp. 'balchen', 602 nucleotides long. The record is from the annotation of a GenBank genome assembly. Lineage: Eukaryota; Metazoa; Chordata; Actinopteri; Salmoniformes; Salmonidae.
AUGCUUACAAACAACACCGGUCCCGAUGGUAAUAGAUAACGGCUAUUUUCAAUGGAGGGCCGGUUGAACAUGCAAAGGGGACGAACUAGGCGCACCGCGGCUUCUGUUCAAAUCCGUGGCGGCGAGAUCAGAGCGCAGUGAAACCCAAAUCGGCAAUGACAUCUCGAGCCUUUGCGAUGGCUCCUGAAAAGCCAGUUCGACCGAAAUGUGGUUGUAAACUUCGAGAUGCAGGAGCUGAUGUUCGAUUCAGCCACCUCUGAGUUAGCGCUGAUGUGAGGUGUUCAAGUUGUUUUCCACAUUUUCUUUGUUGCUUGUCCUGUUGGCUGUUCUGCCUUCUCACUCUUGAAUACAACUUACGCGGACAAAGGUAACGUUAGCUAACUAGAUAGCUGCUCCUUCUGAUGUGGUUUCUCUCCUUUCUCUCCACAGAGGCGCCCUGCAACCCGCUGCACAGUCGCCAGAUGAUGUCAGUGCUGCUCUUUGAGUGCUACAGAGUCCCUCAUGUAUCCUAUGGGGUGGAUAGCCUGUACAGCUUCUACUACAACAACACUCUCUGCAACGUCACCCCCCCACACACCAGCAUUGUCCUGUCCUCCGGCUAA